CCCCAUCUAUAUUUCCUUCAACAACAUAAACACCAGCACCACUAUCCAGGCACGCAUCGACCAAUCCCUCAUCCCAAAUCAAUCGCAUUUUACUCUACCCACAAUGCCACCUCCCUUCUGGACAAUCGGGUGUCUGUACGGCGCUUCGUCCGUCAUGCUUGGUGCGUUUGGCGCUCAUGGGCUCAAGAAACGUAUCGCAGACCCUGCGAGAUUGGCGAAUUGGUCAACGGCGGCGCAUUAUCAGCUAAUCCACUCCCUCGCCCUAACUCUGACCUCGGUAGCGGCGCCACACAAUACGAUCGCCGCGAGUCUUUUCACGGCAGGAAUGACGAUGUUCAGCGGGAGUAUUUAUUUGCUGGUGCUGGAUCCGCAGAGAUUUAAGGCUCUAGGCCCUGUGACGCCGUUAGGUGGACUGUGUUUGAUUGGGGGGUGGGUUGCGCUUGCGGUAACGAAGAAGCCGGUUUGGCCAAGGCGGUGAGCGGAAGACGGAGGAGCUUGGGGGAAGGGGUGUAAGAUAUUGGUUGCCAUGAACAAACUGUGGAACUAUGGAUUUGCCCUGGAAUACAAAGGGGCAAGUGGAUGGGGUCCCAAUCAGGGGCUAACAGGCAUGAGUCUGGAUCUCCACUCUUGUUUUCCUAGCAGUUAACGUCCCGCUGCGGCGAACUAAGCACGCAUCUACAGACUUCACAUGUCGAGCAAUGUUUGCAGACAGCCCAAGAAGCCAACUUGUCUUCAAAGUGCUCAUUCAACUUCCAG
This is a messenger RNA of Lindgomyces ingoldianus, 756 nucleotides long. RefSeq names its product DUF423-domain-containing protein. The record is from RefSeq and is a predicted model, not a curated record. The transcript has 2 exons. NCBI's taxonomy places the organism in Eukaryota, Fungi, Ascomycota, Dothideomycetes, Pleosporales, Lindgomycetaceae. The coding region runs from base 104 to 478 and encodes 124 amino acids.